UUUUGAGCCUCGUCAUGGCCAACUUUUCGGGAAACCUGGAAAAACCAACAAGGAAAUCGUUGCCUGUUUUGCACAUCACUGGCAGCUAUUACGAAGUUGGCUACGAAACUGGUCGAGUGUUCGGACAAAGGAUCAAACGGUUCGCCAAAAAGACGAAAUUGCAACUGGAGAGUUCUCGUUUCUAUGACUCGGGAUUGGCAGAGAAAGUUUCCGCGACUGCGGCUAAAAUUGUGCAGACCAACUUUCCGCAAUUCUGGGAGGAACUCUGGGGCAUGGCUGAUGGCUCGCAAAUUGACUUUCACGAGUUAUUCACCCUGUACUUGGUGGACGUGUUGGACCACGAGAACCGGAAGCGGAAACUGCCGCUUUUCGAGGUUCUCGCGGCGGACGAUAAGGACGCCGAACAGGACGCCGUCGUGCGUCCCUCGCCGGCGCUUCUCGCUCGCCGUGACUCCAAAACCGUGACUUGGAAGAUAGACGUUGAGGAGGAGGAAGAAGAAGAGGACGCCGACGAGGUACAGAGCGACAUCGCGGAGGAGAUUGAGGAAACUGCGGACAGCACUCGCGGCUGCUCCGACGUGCUGGUCAACGUUGAUGGAGUG
Messenger RNA from Notodromas monacha, 602 nucleotides. The record is from the annotation of a GenBank genome assembly. Lineage: Eukaryota; Metazoa; Arthropoda; Ostracoda; Podocopida; Cyprididae.